UUUCCACUUAUCAUUUAUUGGGUCUAGCCCUAGUUGGGUGACAGGGAUCGUCACCAAUACAGUUCCUGAUCUGGGUUUGAUUGUGUUCGUGGCGUUGCUUUCUCAUGGAAAUGGGUUGGUGCAAAAUCGUUCUCCGCCCAACCAAAUCUUCGCUUCCACUUCCCGCAAACAAUCAAAUCCGUCUGUAAGACAGAGUUUGCUUCUCAUCUCCUCUUCCUCACUCUGCAGAUGCCUGAAACCAACUUCCCAACCUCUCAUCUUUUCAACCACUACCCUCCAAUGCUUUCACCGCCCUCUCCCAAACAUCGAUUCCGUUCAUCUGGGUUCUUCGUUUUCCAUAUAAAAUCACCCACAAAUCCUAAUUCAAGGCCUGCUAGAGUCAUUUUUUGAUUUGGGGUUGCAGAAUCAAAGGCAAUCCAAGGGACUGACUGGCAAGUGAGUACCACAAUGAUGGUUUCUGAUAUCCCGAUUUGCCACACUUGUGGUGAGCAAGUCGGAGUUGAUACCAAUGGAGAGGUUUUCAUUGCUUGCCAUGAGUGCCAAUUUCCCAUUUGCAAAGUCUGCGUUCAGUAUGAUAUCAAGGAAGGCCGCAAUGUUUGCUUGCGGUGUGGCUCGCCAUUUGACAAGAAUUUACUGAUGGAUGAUACAAAGACAUCAGGAAAUCAACACACCAUGGCAUCUCAUCUCAGUCAUUCUCAGGAUGUUGGAGUUCAUGCUAGACAUGUCAGUAGCGUAUCAACUGUGGAUAGUGAAUUGAAUGAUGAAUCUGGGAAACCAAUAUGGAAGAAUAGAGUAGAGAGUUGGAAGGAUAAGAAGAACAAAAAGAAAAGAUCUACUGUGAAGACAGAACAAGAAGCUCAAGUUCCACCCCAACAACAAAUGGAAGAGAAACAGAUUUCAGAGGAGGCUGUAGUUACACACUCAUUUUCUUCAGUUUAUCCGAUUCCGUCGAGCAGAUUAACACCAUACAGAAUAGUGAUAAUCAUGCGAUUGAUCAUUCUAGGUCUUUUCUUUCAAUAUAGGAUUACAAAUCCUGUUGAUAGUGCUUUUGGUCUAUGGCUCACUUCUAUCAUAUGUGAAAUCUGGUUCGCCUUCUCCUGGGUGUUGGAUCAGUUCCCUAAAUGGUUUCCUGUCUGCAGGGACACAUUUAUUGACAGAUUAUCAGCCAGGUUUGAAAGAGAGGGAGAACCUUCCCAGCUUGCUGCUGUGGAUUUUUUUGUGAGUACCGUUGAUCCGUUGAAAGAACCUCCUCUAAUCACUGCGAAUACUGUGCUUUCAAUCCUUGCUGUGGACUAUCCUGUCGAUAAAGUCUCCUGCUAUGUGUCUGACGAUGGUGCAGCUAUGCUCACAUUUGAAUCUCUAGUCGAAACAGCCGACUUCGCAAGGAAGUGGGUUCCAUUUUGCAAAAAAUUCUCCAUUGAACCCCGAGCUCCCGAGUUUUACUUCUCCCAGAAAAUAGACUAUUUGAAAGAUAAAGUACAACCUUCUUUUGUAAAGGAACGUAGAGCUAUGAAAAGAGCUUAUGAAGAGUUUAAAGUACGAGUCAAUGCUUUGGUGGCAAAGGCUCAAAAAACACCUGAUGAAGGCUGGUCCAUGCAAGAUGGAACAGCUUGGCCAGGAAACAAUCCACGUGAUCACCCUGGAAUGAUUCAGGUUUUUCUUGGAAAUACCGGCGCCCAUGACGUAGAGGGAAAUGAACUUCCUCGACUAGUCUACGUCUCCAGAGAGAAGAGGCCUGGUUACCAGCAUCACAAAAAAGCUGGUGCUGAAAAUGCUCUGGUAAGAGUAUCUGCAGUCCUCACAAACGCCCCCUUCAUUCUCAACCUUGACUGCGAUCACUAUGUUAACAAUAGUCAAGCUAUACGUGAGGCAAUGUGUUUCUUGAUGGACCCACAAGUUGGCCGAGAUGUAUGCUAUGUUCAAUUUCCUCAGAGGUUUGAUGGCAUUGAUCGAAGUGAUCGAUAUGCCAAUCGCAACACGGUUUUCUUCGAUGUGAACAUGAAAGGAUUGGAUGGUAUCCAGGGACCAGUUUAUGUUGGUACAGGUUGUGUUUUCAAUAGACAGGCACUUUAUGGCUACGGACCUCCUUCCAUGCCUAGCUUAUCUAAGACAUCCUCGUCAUCUUGCUCUUGGUGUGGCUGCUGCUCUUGCUGCUGUCCUUCCAAGAAGAUCUCAAAAGAUCCGACUGAGAUUCAGAGAGAUGCAAAAAGAGAAGAGCUUGAUGCUGCAAUCUUUAACCUCAGGGAAAUAGAUAAUUAUGAUGAGUAUGAGAGAUCAAUGCUGAUUUCUCAACUGAGCUUUGAGAAAACUUUCGGAUUGUCGUCUGUAUUUAUCGAGUCUACGCUAAUGGAAAAUGGAGGAGUAGCAGAAUCUGCAAAUCCGUCGACUUUGAUCAAGGAAGCAAUUCAUGUCAUUAGUUGUGGUUAUGAAGAGAAGUCCGCUUGGGGAAAAGAGAUUGGUUGGAUAUAUGGGUCAGUGACUGAGGAUAUCUUAACGGGUUUCAAGAUGCAUUGCCGAGGGUGGAGGUCCAUCUACUGCAUGCCAUUUAGGCCAGCAUUCAAAGGGUCCGCACCAAUUAACCUUUCUGAUCGUCUGCACCAAGUUCUUCGAUGGGCACUUGGAUCUGUUGAGAUUUUUCUCAGCAGACACUGUCCAUUAUGGUAUGGAUUUGCAGGCGGCCGCCUCAAAUGGCUCCAAAGAAUGGCUUACAUAAACACCAUUGUCUAUCCCUUCACCUCGCUCCCUCUUGUUGCUUACUGCUCAUUGCCUGCAAUCUGCCUGCUCACAGGAAAAUUCAUCAUUCCAACGCUCUCGAACCUAGCAAGUACCCUUUUUCUCGGUCUCUUCUUGUCCAUCAUUCUCACGAGUGUCCUCGAGCUGCGUUGGAGUGGUGUUAGCAUCGAAGAUAUAUGGCGUAACGAGCAAUUCUGGGUCAUCGGAGGCGUCUCGGCGCAUCUCUUUGCUGUCUUCCAAGGUUUCCUAAAGAUGUUAGCUGGUGUCGACACCAACUUCACGGUUACCACAAAGGCAGCCGAGGACACCGAGUUUGGAGAGCUUUACAUGGUGAAAUGGACGACACUUCUGAUCCCUCCGACAACCCUUAUCGUCGUCAACCUGGUCGGUGUCGUUGCAGGAUUUUCUGAUGCAUUAAAUGGUGGAUAUGAAGCAUGGGGUCCUCUUUUUGGCAAGGUAUUCUUUGCGUUUUGGGUGAUUUUUCAUCUCUAUCCAUUCCUCAAAGGUCUCAUGGGUCGCCAGAACAGAACUCCAACCAUUGUUGUUCUUUGGUCAGUGCUGUUGGCCUCAGUUUUCUCACUUGUUUGGGUGAAGAUUAACCCAUUUGUGAACCAGGUUGACAGUACAACCGUUGCACAAAGCUGCAUUGCUAUAGAUUGUUGAUUAGUUUUGAAGAAAUUUACCUAAAAUCUUCAAUUCCUCGUC
Cucurbita maxima (winter squash) is the source of this 3438-nucleotide messenger RNA. RefSeq names its product cellulose synthase A catalytic subunit 8 [UDP-forming]. Gene Ontology annotation, biological process: plant-type primary cell wall biogenesis; cellulose biosynthetic process. NCBI's taxonomy places the organism in Eukaryota, Viridiplantae, Streptophyta, Magnoliopsida, Cucurbitales, Cucurbitaceae. Bases 448 to 3396 code for a protein of 982 amino acids. The record is from RefSeq and is a predicted model, not a curated record. Gene Ontology annotation, cellular component: plasma membrane; trans-Golgi network. The transcript has 13 exons. Gene Ontology annotation, molecular function: cellulose synthase (UDP-forming) activity.